AUCUAGAGGGUCUCAGUCCACCGGGGUGACAAGGAGGCAGGCAGCGCAACGACGGACGGGACGUCACUGAUAUUUGUAGAAAAAAAAAAAAAUAAAUACAUUUCAUCAAACAACCUCUGGAUACCUAACUCGCCCUGGGACUGGAUUAAUAUCAAAGCAACUUUUUUUGGUUUUUCUUUUUAAUUUGCUUUGGAAGGCGAGCAGAGCAGAAGACAAUGGGAUCCCACUCAUCCAAGGGAGAGGUGGCCGCGGAGGCGAACGCUGCUGAUGCUGCAGCUGUCAAAACCAACGGACAGGAGAAUGGACAUGUGAAAACUAAUGGAGAUGUCUCCACAAAACCUGAUGGGGAGGCCGCCGCCACCAACGGCUCAGCCGACGCGGCCAAGGAGCCCGAGGCCGGGGCGGAAGGCGACGCAAUCGAACCUGCACCUGCCGCAGACGGGGAGGCCGCCAAACCACAAGGCGAGGCUGCCGCCAAGGAGACCCCCAAGAAGAAGAAGAAGAAGUUCUCCCUGAAGAAGUCCUUCAACCUCAAGCUGAACCUGAAGAAGAGCAAGAAGAGCGAGGCUGUAAAGGAGGAGGCCGGAGCCGCCGCCGCUGACCCCGCCACCUCUGAGGAGAAGCCUGCCGAAAACGGGGCUGCCGCUCCAGCGGAGGAGAAGAAAGAGGAGGUGAAAGAGGAGGCUCCUGCUGCGGCCGAGGCUCCGAAGGCAGAGGAGGGGGCAGCUAAGGAGGAGGCACCUAAAGAGGAGGCUAAGGAGGCAGCUGCUCCAGCCCCUGAGGCUGCCAAACCGACAGAGGAGAGCAACUCGACCCCCGCUCCCUCUGAAAAGAAAGAGUGAUUGUACCUUGAGCUCACGAUGAACUGGGUGAACUGUUUUUCAAGAGAGAGAAAGAAAAUUUAAGAGUAUAUAUAUAUUUAUAUAUAUAUGUGUAUAUGUAUACAUAUGUAUAUGGAUAUAUGUAUAUGUAAAUAUAUACACAUGUAUGUGAAAGACUCCUUCGACGUGCCACUUUUUCGUCAUGAUAACAAGACGACAGACUAGAUUCACUAGAUCACCUCCCUGGUUACAGCUCAACAUCUGGACGUGGACUGGGUUUUUAGGCAGUGGGUUGGUCGCCCGUUUGGAGCAACUGGAUUUAACCGGCCAAAACCGCGAAGCAGGAGCCGCGUACGAUGGACGCAGAAAGAUGGAGCUGAGGCGUCUUUUCCUUAAACAUCCACACAGCUGAAGAUGCCUCCUCGAUGAAGGAAUCAUACUGGGACACCACCACCACUUGAAAUGACUGUUAAAUAGAAGAAGAAGAAAAAAAAUGUGAAAUCAGAAAAAUUAAAGAGACUCGUCAACUUUUUACAUUCCUAUAUUUUAACCCAAAUUUGAAGUAUUUUGUGGUGUAUUAUAGAAAAACCAUCUUAAAGAUACAGAGAAGCUACGUCUUGUUUGUUAAAAGCAAAGAAAAUAGACAGUUUUUGAUUUUUACCGUACUAUGGAAGAAAAAAAAAAGAACACUUAAGCUUGCUAUGUUCACUGUUGCGGUUUGAUAUGAUGCAGAGUUGUUUAUCUGUCGUGUGUGAGCCUGAAUCUGCUUUGUCUCUGUAAAUACGUUGGAUUGAUUUCUGUUCUUUAUUUUGCUAAUGUUGACAGAUGUUACUGGUUUUAUUGUAAAGUUGAUAAUGGUAAAUAAAUGUUGGGUACCUGCCUG
Messenger RNA from Cyprinodon variegatus (sheepshead minnow), 1704 nucleotides. It is a transcript of the gene marcksl1b, whose product is annotated as MARCKS-related protein-like. The coding region runs from base 216 to 842 and encodes 208 amino acids. Gene Ontology annotation, cellular component: plasma membrane; cytoplasm. Gene Ontology annotation, biological process: actin filament organization; central nervous system development. The transcript is spliced from 2 exons. NCBI's taxonomy places the organism in Eukaryota, Metazoa, Chordata, Actinopteri, Cyprinodontiformes, Cyprinodontidae. Gene Ontology annotation, molecular function: calmodulin binding; actin filament binding. The record is from RefSeq and is a predicted model, not a curated record.